CUUCCCCGCCCGCCGCCGCCACCGCCGCGCCCGCAGCCGCUCUCUCCGCUCCGCACCGCCAUGUCCGCCGAGCCGGCCCCGGCCUCCGCCGCCCCCGAGCCGGUCCCCGGCCCCGAGCCGCCGACGGGCGGCGGGGAGGCGGCCGAGCACCGGGCGCUGGUGCUGACGGGGUUCGGCGGCUACGACAAGGUGAAGGUGCAGGCGCGGCGCGGCGCUGACCCGCGGCCCGGAGAGGUCUCGGUGAGCGUCCGCGCCUGCGGCCUCAAUUUCGCCGACCUGAUGGCGCGGCAGGGCCUGUACGACCGCCUGCCGCCGCCGCCCGUCUGCCCCGGCAUGGAGUGCGCCGGUACCGUCCGCGCCCUCGGCGACGGUGUCCGCGACCGACAGGUUGGCGAUAAGGUAAUGGUCCUGGCUAGGUCAGGGCUCUGGCAAGAAGUUGUGAAUGUGCCGGCCAGUCAGACUUUCCCAAUGCCUGAGGGGAUGAGCUUCGAGGAAGCCGCUGCUCUUCUUGUUAACUACAUCACUGCCUACAUGAUUCUGUUUGACUUUGGAAACCUGAGACCCAACCAGAGUGUCCUCAUCCACAUGGCUGCAGGUGGUGUGGGAACUGCUGCCAUCCAGCUGUGCAAGACUGUAGAAAAUGUCACCAUUUUUGGCACAGCAUCUGCCUCCAAGCACGAUUCACUCAAGGAGAGUGGAGUUGCUCACCCCAUUGACUACCGAACGAUGGAUUACGCAGAGGAGGUCCGGAAAAUCUCUCCCAAAGGUGUUGACAUUGUCCUGGACCCUCUGGGAGGAUCUGAUACGUCCAAAGCUUUUAACCUGUUGAAGCCGAUGGGCAAACUCAUCACUUAUGGUGUAGCAAACCUGCUCACUGGGCAGAAGAAGAACCUCAUGGCUAUGGCUAAAACCUGGUGGAACCAGUUCAGCAUCACUGCCUUGCAGCUCCUGCACCAGAACAAGGCUGUGUGUGGCUACCAUCUUGGAUAUAUGGAUGAAGAAGUUGAGCUUCUCAGAAGCGUUGUAGCCAAGCUGGUUAACCUGUACAGUCAAGGCAAAAUCAAGCCCAAAAUAGACUCUGUGUGGCCCUUUGAUCAGGUGGCAGAGGCUAUGAAGCAGAUGCAAGAAAAGAAGAAUGUUGGAAAGGUCAUCCUGGUUCCUGAAGCACCCAAGGAAGAAUCUAAGAAAGCAGAGAACUAAGGAGAAGAGAUGUAUGCAGAUUAUGAAUUCAUGGUUUAACUCCCUGAUCUCUUUGGGACCUGGAAAUGGACAGAUCAGUAUCUUCCAUCUUUCACCAGUACAAGAACAUCAUGGUUUAUCAUUCAGCUGAGGUUUGCAUGCUCUUGUUGUGACUGACCCUUUGCCAGAUAUGCCUCCUGCUCUCUCUUUUGAAACCUGUCUGUUUCAUACUGUUUUCUAACCACUUGUUUCUCCACUGAAUUUCCAGACUAACCUUAUUUUUCUCUGGCAGUGAGGCUGAAGCUUCCAAGCAGUUGGUGACUAACAACUGCACAGCCUGUCACUGUAGAGUCACGGCACAAUGUACUGUAACAACUGCCAAGUAUCUCUGCAGAAACUGAGCCCUGCUGAAGCGUUUGCACUGUCAGCUUUGGGAAGCCUGUUCAGCAGAGGAUUGGCCAAAUGUAGGAUGUUUCCUCCACAGCCAAAGGAAAACCACAGCUGGCCUAGUUUAAUUCCAGCAACUUCUGUUCACAGUAACCCGGCUCUAUUCCCUCUGCUUUUUGUAGGCCACUAACACAGCCAGAUAGUAACAGCUCCUGAUGGUUUUGCCUUGGCCAUCCUGGCAAAUUUGGAGUCUAUGGCAUAUCAUACUUCAUUUGCAGUCACUUUUUUGUGCAGUCAGUAAAUACCCUGACAGGCUGGGCUGGGCUGUGUCUGACUACAGAAGAAAAGUUUCAAUUAGGUAACCUGAUCCUGUCCAUUUUCUAUUUCCAAAUUGUAUAGAGAGAUCUGAGCAGUGUCCGAUUCUUAGAGACCAUAAGGACUCAACUGUGUCACAAACGACUGGAACAAUUGAUGUUGGCUCUGUGCUUUAUUAUGUUGGGCUCCAAGCUGGUAUUGUUAGGGCUUCACCCUUGUCUUUGUAUUUCCAAGGGCUGCAGUGUUGAAUUGGACUUCAUUGAGAUGGAAACAAAAUAAUCCCCUGUUAUUGCUUUGUGCAGGGCCCUGUGUGCUGAGGAGGUGUUGCAGUUUGGGAAGUAACUUUCAAGAGCCAGUCCUGUGGGCUGGCUGCCCAGUAGCCUGGGCUGGCUCUCCCUGUGGCACACUGGUUAGUGAAGCUGUUGCCAGGGUAGCAGUUAGAUGAUAAACAGCCCAGCCUCUUGACCCGCACGUCCUGAGCAGUUUUCCCUUGUGUCCCAGUUCAUUUCCUGCAGCAGGGCUUGAGUUUUCUUCCCCUGAAUCUUUGUCUUGGGGCUCCAGCACUGAGGGUUUAGGAGCUACCUGGGAUGCUCCUCCCUGUACCAGAACUGUGCUUCUCUUCUGCUUUUCUUUCCUUGUGUGUAUUUGGGAAGAGAGCUGUGUUAGAGACCUAAGCCCAGCUCUGUGAGCACCUUGAGUCCUGGGUGAUGCUGUCCUUCCCACUGGACCUCACUUGCAGCCCUGGGCAACUCCGGUGCUUACUUGUCAUGGGAUGUAGGUGUGGUGGGCUUUUGGGCUUCAUUUUGGAUUUGAAAUGGUAAACCCAAGGGCACCAAGAAGAGCUGUCCAUCAUGGAAGAACUCAUGCUCCAGAAGCAAAACCCUGAGACUAGAAACCUGCUUAACUAGCCCACAGGGAGGUCCCAAGGCCCAAGGAGGGCAGGUACCUGCUGGGCACAGGGCCAGGCAUGCAGUCCCACCACCAAGAGAGCCACACAGGGCUGGGAUUCCUCUCUGGCUUCUCCUUCAGCCUGCUCCAGUGGGACUCCUGUUUAUCAGUGCAGCUUGUGGUUCAGGUGCUUGGGCUCAGUCCAGAGUUCUUUAGAAACGUGUAGGCACAGCUUCCAGGGGUCCUGCCCUGGCUAAGUUUAAAUAUUGCAACAACCCUGUUCCCCACAACCUCAGAGGAGUCUGGAGUCCUCUCACAGAUCCUUGUCAGUUCAUCUCUUCAACUUCAUAAACACAGGCUGAUGGAACUCUCAAGCACAACUUUUUACCUUUCUGAAUCCAAAAUCUUGCUGCUUCUUUCAACCUGCCCUGUUGUGCUAAUUUAGAUUGAAUCCAACCGUGUCUGAUGCUGCUUUACCAGGUGUGAAAACAGAAGGACUGUCUAAAUUGCUGAAAUGGAAAGUCUGCACCUGUUCCUCUGAGAAACUGGACUUCACCUUGAUGACAGGGCAGUGUGCUCAAAAGGCACACAACCCCACACACCUUCCAGCGCUGCAGGAUUGUAAAAGGGAAAGUUGUUAUGGUGUGUUUCAUUUUAACAUCCUCUCCCUGCUUUAUUCUGAGCCAAUCCCGUGCUCAGUGCCUUACGUGGAUGGCCUUGGGUCAGGCAGGGCUCUCACAGCCCAGGAGCCUCACAGCUCCCCAUCAGACCCCUCUGCCCUGCUGCCUCCUGUGUGCCACGGGGAGCAGCAUCUCGGUGCCUUCUGCUGCAUGACUAGGAAGUCACUGGGGCCUUUUCCAUUCCGGCCUUUCAAAGUAUUGCCAAAACCCUGUUUUGACUCUUAUUAGCUCUGUUUUGUGAACACUGGUGAUGUCAUUGGACUUUCCGUGAAUUAGCUGUCCUCUCCCCGGGUGUUCCAGCCUUUCUGAGGCUGACCUGAUGGUUCUGUACCCCCCAGACCAUAAGACCUGUUGUAAAGCCCUUGUUUCUCUCCCAGGGCAGCUGUUUGGCUCCAGAGCCAGCCUUGAGUGAGGCUUUAUCAGCUGCUCCAGCCUUGGCUCUUUGGAAACAAUCCUGGCUCUCUUUGGGCUCUCAUGUCUUCUACCCAGAAAUUCCUGAAGCCUUUAUCGAGGCAGGAAUGCCAAGCAGUUACUGCCUGUUCGAGUUCUGCACUGGCUAUUUUGUGUCUCUUGGUAGCAACAGUGUUUUCUACAGGAAGACCAAGAUUAAAUGUAACCUUGCAAUCCUCCACCCCUGCUCCAAGCUCUGCUUUAGGUGGGUGCGGUUGGUUGUGUUUUGGUUUUUUACUUUACUUUUCUAAGGGCCAGUAAGUGUUGAACCUAUGUAAAACAACUUCAAGUGUCUUAAUCAAGUUAACCAGCCAGUUUGUAUACUAAGGACCAAAGCAAAAAAAAAAAACCAAAACGAAACCCUAGGAUAAAAAUCAUUCCAUUCAAUGUUGCUUGUUUAGGGCAGAGUUGUGCUACUGAAGAACUGGGAGAUUCCUGUACUUAAUCAUGUGUGCCAUUCCAGAAGUGCAAUUUAAUGUUUAUUUUUCUGAUUGUCUGGCUCAAAGGUUGUGCCAUGAGGAAUCCAAGUGGAAGUGUAAGGAGUUGAUGAGCGAAGGAGGCACUCACAGCCCUGCCUGCUGCAGUGGGCUCGGCACAAGGGCCUCUCCUGUCGCUGCUGCAGUGGCCUCCAGCCUGGUGCUGCUGGUCUUGGACAAAGUGCAACUCCUUUGCUAUCACCUGGCAGUGGUUGCCACAUUUUUGACUCUUCGGUUUCUCUGAAGCUCACUUGUGUUGCAAGGUGGCUGCAGGAGGGGGAGGGAGCAGAGGUAGCUUCUGCUUGCACAGAGGAGUGUGGCCCCUGCCAGGUGCUCUGGGAAGGAGUUCAGCUCUAUGUUUUGUUCCAGACACCUGUAUUAAACUAGAAUUGAUUGGCCAGGGAGAAGUAAGAAGCACUGUGUGUGUGAGGCUUCAGCUGGUGCAGGAUCCUGGCCUGCUGACAGCUGCUCUCAUAGGUGUUAAACCACUCUGGUUGCUUAGUCUCUGGUGUGCUGAGCCCUCGUGACGGCAAAGUGUUAUUGGCAAGUAGUACAUGAGCAUGAUGUGAAACGUGUUAGACUCUGAGUGAGCCUCUUACAGCAUAUGGUCUGGUCUGUACUGUCUGAAUUGUGUUGAUUUGCAGAUUUGUGAUAUGAGUGAUGCUCAUCCUACAGACACAUAGCAAAUCUUUUGUUUAAAAAAUAUAUUUCGCUUUGUGCGUGUAACCAAGUUGGACGGAAGACAACUGUGCCACUGCUGUUUACAUGACUACAAUGUGUACUGCUCCUCUGUCAAAUGUUACCAUAUGCCUUAUGUGUUUCAAAUGUUAAUUAAAAGCAUAACAAAACCUUCCACA
Molecule: messenger RNA, 5232 nt
Organism: Poecile atricapillus (Black-capped chickadee)
Lineage: Eukaryota; Metazoa; Chordata; Aves; Passeriformes; Paridae
Gene: VAT1
Product: vesicle amine transport 1
Exons: 6
Coding region: 61-1200 (379 amino acids)
Molecular function (GO): zinc ion binding; oxidoreductase activity
Source: RefSeq, a predicted model, not a curated record